Messenger RNA from Callorhinus ursinus (northern fur seal), 603 nucleotides. The record is from RefSeq and is a predicted model, not a curated record. NCBI's taxonomy places the organism in Eukaryota, Metazoa, Chordata, Mammalia, Carnivora, Otariidae.
GCCAGGGGAGGCCCCAGGAGCUGUAGGGAGAUGCAGUUCGGCUGCCUCUCCUUCCGGCAGCCUUACGCAGGUUUCGUCUUAAACGGGGUCAAGACCAUGGAGACGCGUUGGCGUCCUCUGCUGAGCGGCCACCGGAACUGCACCAUCGCCGUCCACAUCGCCCAGAGGGACUGGGAAGACGCCGCGUGGAGGAGGCUGCUGGUGGAGAGGCUGGGGAUGGCCCCCGCUCAGAUUCAGGCCUUGCUUCGGGAAGGGGAAAAGUACGGCCGUGGCGUGAUAGCUGGCAAGUGAUGAUAGGCCAGAUGCUGCUCAGACAACCUCCAGGGGCUAAGGCCGCGGGAUCUAGCUCGGGAGUUUUGUGGCUUGUUUUCUUUCGAACUGCUUGGUGUGUGAGCCGAGCGACACACCGUUCAGAGGGGCAGCAGGGGGCCGUGGGCUGGGGGGGGGGGAGUUGCCGAGGUCCCACGACCUCCGGGGGACCCUGCGUCCGCUCUGGGCCUCGGUUCCCAUUUUCGAUCUGAGAGGCAGGGACAGCUUCCGAGUCUCCACGUGGCACUGGCCUGUGCGUGUGUAUGUGUACACCCGUGUGUUUGCGCGCGAGUG